AUGUUCCAAAAUGUCCUAGUUGUCCGUCGGGUACGAAUUGCGUUCUUACCGUGAGGACAUGUAAUCAAUGCCCACAAGCAUUUUGCAAUAGUACAAUAAGUACACCUAGUCCCAAUGAGGAUAAUGGAAACAGUAAAAUAAUACCGGGUGUAAUUUGUGGUAUUCUUGGUUUAAUUGUUUUGGUGGCUGCUGGAUACUUCUUGUACAAACGAAAAUAUCAAAGUAAAGGUAUUAAAUUAGAUAGUAAUGAAGAAGUCAGUUCAAUAUAUGCAGAAAAUGUUAUUCCGAUUGCAUACAUACCACCAACUAUACCUCAAGAUGCUCAUAAUAGAAUGCGCACAUCAGUAGUUAGCGCGGGAACUACACCACUAAGUAGUCCAAUACCUAAAAAUUCAACUUCUGAAACAUUAAUUGAUUUUGUAGAAGAUGAUGAUCCGAUUUCAGAAGUUGAAUCUUCAAAAAGUGCAUCACAGUCAACCUAUAGUGGAUCUAGUAAUCCUAAUACUCCAAAAACUGCCAAAUCUUUCUUAAGUACACCUUCAACAGCGUCUACACCAGGUAGUCCGACUAAAUCUGGAACAGACACUGGAUCGAAUGAUAUACUGCCCACUAUUGAUAUAGAAAGACCGUCAACAGAAUCUUCUCGCCCACAAAUUCAAGAAAUAUCACAACAGCAAAAUCUUAGUUCACCACCACAAGAUCAAAUAGAAGGGCGACAAUCAUUUGGACUAUUCGGUAGUGACGAGGUAUAUAGUAAAGAACCUAAAUCUCCUGAAUUACAGAGAGAAAGUGUGAUGAGUUCAACUAGUACCGAUGCUAGAAGCACUAUGUU
This is a messenger RNA of Dentiscutata heterogama, 832 nucleotides long. The record is from the annotation of a GenBank genome assembly. Lineage: Eukaryota; Fungi; Glomeromycota; Glomeromycetes; Diversisporales; Gigasporaceae.